Messenger RNA from Camellia sinensis, 782 nucleotides. NCBI's taxonomy places the organism in Eukaryota, Viridiplantae, Streptophyta, Magnoliopsida, Ericales, Theaceae. The record is from RefSeq and is a predicted model, not a curated record.
AUGGCGGUCUUUGUCGGCGGAGCUCCGGCAAGUGGUGAUCAUGCGCCGCCAGAGCCUCUGCCUUGCUCUUUAUUACCUUUACCAAACAUUUUACCACAUCUUCACUUCCGUCGAUAUGCGAAGGUCGGCAACACCAAAGCAACGAGUGGUCGCUUUGAGCUCAGGGUGACGAAGAUCCGACGACAAAGAGUGACACCAUCAGUUUCUUGUGGUCGAUUCGAUCUCCGCUGUACCAAGAUUCGUGAGGAAAGGAUUCAUUUAGGUACACCCCCAUUUACUGAAGACGCUUUGAAGACGAAGCAAAAGACAGCACACACACCAGACUCUAUUGCAUCUUCUUUUGCUGAAAACGACGUGGAGCAUAUUACAUUAUACCAAACGUGCUUGUUUACACAUACGAAAUACCUGUAUAGUGGCAACAAUAGUGGGCGAAAGGGUGCGCACUUUGAUUUGGCACUUGAUACAUGGACUGCCACAAACCUUGCAAAAAAAGAAUUUUUUGCUUGCCAGAACAAAAUGGCUGAAGCGAGCCAGGCCGAGAAAAAACAAAACUCCAUUGCAGCAUGUAUCCAAUGUUUGGCAACAAUGGACGAAAUCACUCCCGACCAAUAUGUUAAGGCGUGUGAGAGUUUCCGUGAUAAAGCAACGAGGAAAAUGUUCAUGCAGAUGCUACCCAACAUGCAGAUGCAUUGGGUUCGUAAGCUUGCUUAGGAAUUAUGGACUUUGUACAGAUGCAAUUUUGUUUUGUUCAGCAUCCAAGUUGUUGUAUGUCAACGUAUGUA